Haemorhous mexicanus (house finch) is the source of this 380-nucleotide messenger RNA. RefSeq names its product feather beta keratin-like. The record is from RefSeq and is a predicted model, not a curated record. The transcript has a single exon. Gene Ontology annotation, cellular component: intermediate filament. The coding region runs from base 13 to 321 and encodes 102 amino acids. Lineage: Eukaryota; Metazoa; Chordata; Aves; Passeriformes; Fringillidae. Gene Ontology annotation, molecular function: structural constituent of cytoskeleton.
CACACCACACCCAUGGCCUGCAACAGCCUCUGCCGUCCCUGUGGACCCACCCCGCUGGCCAACAGCUGCAACGAGCCCUGUGCCCUGCAAUGCCAGGAUUCCCGCGUCAUCAUCAACCCUUCCCCUGUGCUGAUCACCCUGCCAGGACCCAUCAUGACCUCCUUCCCCCAGAACACCGCUGUCGGAUCCACCUCCUCCGCUGCUCUGGGCACUGAACUCAAUGCCCAGGGACAGCCCAUCUCUGGUGGAUUUGGCUUUGGCCUUGGCUACGGCCUGGGAGGCCUGGGCUGCUAUGGCAGAAGGGGCGGCUACAUCUGCUAAGGGCCCUCAGCACCACCCCUGACACCACCAGCUCUGGCACCUGGCAGCAGCUCCUGCAA